This is a messenger RNA of Ricinus communis (castor bean), 1077 nucleotides long. RefSeq lists its product as uncharacterized. The record is from RefSeq and is a predicted model, not a curated record. The coding region runs from base 1 to 1077 and encodes 358 amino acids. NCBI's taxonomy places the organism in Eukaryota, Viridiplantae, Streptophyta, Magnoliopsida, Malpighiales, Euphorbiaceae. The transcript has 3 exons.
AUGGAAGAAUCCCAAGAGGUAUGUUCCACUUCUCAUUCAUAUAAUUCUUCUUCUUCUUAUUCAUCUUCUCAUUCUUUUAAUGAUUUGUUACAUGAUGAGGAUGAGCUCUUACAAAACAUGCUUUCAAAAUUAAGCUUUUACAAAAAGAAAUGUUCUUGCUUGGAGGAAGAUCUUAAAAUUUCAAAGAAAGAAAUUGCCUCUUUAAAAACCUCCAAUGAUGACCUAAGGAAUUCAUUGGAUGAUGUUUCAAAAGAAAAGCUUUUGAAAGAGAACAACUCUUUGAAUAAUGAAGUUGAAGUGUCUCUUAAAUCCACAAGCACAAAUCUUUGGCAUAUUGGUAGUGGAUGUUCAAGGCAUAUGAUAGGUGACAUGAGUCUAUUCAUAGAUGUCAAAGACUACAAGGGAGGUAAAGUUACUUUCGAAAAUGAUGUCAAGGCUAAGGUAAUUGGCAUCGAAUCUAUUGGUAAGGAUGGUAAAUCUUUCAUUGAUGAUGUUUUCCUAGUUGAUGGUAUGAAAUAUAAUCUAUUGAGUGUAAGUCAAUUGUAUGAUAAGCGGAACAAAGUCACUUUUAGCUCCAAUGGAUGCCUUUUCGGUUCCUUUAUGGAUGACAAGGUGAUAUUCAAAGGAGAAAGAAGUGGCAACACCUACACAAUUAACUUACACAAAGUUAUUAAUCAAUCUUUCAAGUGUCUUGUGUCUAUUAGUGAUGAAUCUUGGCUAUGGAAUAGAAGACUUGGUCAUGCAAGCAUGAAGCUCCCACACAAGUUAGCCAAAGAGGAGCUAGUAAAUGGACUUCCUAAGGACAACCUUGGAAAAUUUGAUGCCAAAACUAUUAUAGGAAUUUUUCUAGGCUACUCCACCUCAAGUAAAGCUUAUAGGGUCUUUAACAAACACACUUUAGUAGUUGAAGAGUCUGUGAAUGUUGUUUUUAAUGAAUCAAACAAGCUUGAUCUUGGGAAAGGUGUUUGUGUGAAUGAUCUUGUAGGUGCAUUUGAGGAACUCAAGGUGAAUGUUGAUGACCCUUCAAAAAAAGUAGAUGAACCUAUAGAGGAAGCUCAAGAAGAUCAAUAUAACUAA